AUGUGUAAUUAAAAAAGAAGAUUAACAUAGCCUAACUUUUAUACUUCCCAAAUCAAUUUUUAAUAUAAUUAUGAGUUAUUUAAGGCAAAUUUUAUUCCGAAGUCCAGGAACGCUUUCAAAUGUAGUCAGGCAUUUGUGUACUCAAAAUGUAGCAAAAGUGGAAGCAACCCAAGAAGAACUCGACAAAUUAUACAAAUUUGUCGAAUUAGAGUUAAGGGGCAACGACCCGGCUGUUUUAAAGAGCUUCUGUAAAUUUGCUGUUACCACAGGAAAUCACCUCGACAUUAAUACAAAAUCUUGGACGUUACGGAAGCCCAAUCACGAGAGAUAUACUGUCUUGAAGUGUAUUCAUGUUAAGAAGAAACAUAGAGUACAGUACGAGUACAGAACAUACUAUUCAUUUGUACAAUAUAAGUAUUUAACUGGAUCGACCGCUGAUACUGUGCUUGAAUAUUUAGAACGAAAUCUGCCCGAAGGAGUCGCCCUGAAGGCUACUAAGGUGGAGGUUCAAGCGAUACCCGAAUAUUUAGUUCCCCCUGAAUCGGACAAACAAUCAAACACCACUGUUGAUACUUAAUUUUUAAUUGAACAAUGUAGUAAUUAAAAUUAAUUAAUAUUAUCUAUUUACAAUGUUA
Molecule: messenger RNA, 635 nt
Organism: Phyllotreta striolata
Lineage: Eukaryota; Metazoa; Arthropoda; Insecta; Coleoptera; Chrysomelidae
Source: the annotation of a GenBank genome assembly